Molecule: messenger RNA, 291 nt
Organism: Myotis lucifugus (little brown bat)
Lineage: Eukaryota; Metazoa; Chordata; Mammalia; Chiroptera; Vespertilionidae
Exons: 2
Source: RefSeq, a predicted model, not a curated record
AGAGACAGAAGCCCUAGAUGUUCUGUGUCUUGGGAGCUGGAGGCUGGGCAGCGUCGGGGGCCUCCUCUCCAGCCGUCAGCCCCGUGCAGGGCAGACGCCCCUCGCUGGCCCCGGGGGCCAUCAGCUUCUCCUCGGUCCAUCAGCACAGCCCGCCCAUCACGGCCACGGUGGCCCCGUUCCAGUACAGGUUGCAGACCGAGCCUGAACCCGGGCCCCCUCCCCAGGGCAGCUGGGCCGCGGACGGCUACUCCACGCCCCCCGGCGGGACGGAGGACCGCGUCUCCUGCGUGG